Lactuca saligna is the source of this 645-nucleotide messenger RNA. The record is from the annotation of a GenBank genome assembly. NCBI's taxonomy places the organism in Eukaryota, Viridiplantae, Streptophyta, Magnoliopsida, Asterales, Asteraceae.
AUGGCACGCCAAGUGGCACUAUCUGUGGGACUCUGCAACAAACAGUCGACGCAAGCAGGCGAAGCAAGUCCCAUCGCAAGAAUGCAAACCCUAGAAGGCCCAGAAGCAACCCUGCAGGUUACUACUGUGGUAAGACAUCAAAGCACAGUCGCCGGAAAUUUUGUCAGCGACGAAAGAGCGAACUCACAAGGAAAAACGACAGAAGAAGUGGAAUUUGACGAAUUCGAAACAUUCAAAAGUUUUAGAGUUAUGAGAAAGUUACAAAGUGAAAAACGACUCCAGAAGGAAUGGGAUCGAGUUUCGGUCCAUACAGACCAAACGGAAGACUACAACAAAGAAGAAAAUGAGUCAUAUCCUCACGGAAAAAGAUCAAGCAAGAAUGAGAAGGAUGUAGAUCGAUUACCCGACGCAGAAAACGCUUAUAGAAAGCAAGAUAAGCUACCCGAAGUAAUAGAGGCCAAGCAAUACAACCAAGCGUUCAAGAGUCUGAACUUUCGCUCUCCUUUUACAAAUGACAUCAACGAAACGCCCAUCCCUAAAGGAUUGAAAUGGACAAGGGUACCACCUUACGAUGAUACUGGAGAUCCAGACAAUCAUGUAUGUAACACCCCAAAAUUGAAGACCAAAAACUUCAUUGUUAAUUAA